Messenger RNA from Eimeria acervulina, 1017 nucleotides. RefSeq lists its product as hypothetical. NCBI's taxonomy places the organism in Eukaryota, Apicomplexa, Conoidasida, Eucoccidiorida, Eimeriidae. The transcript has 4 exons. The record is from RefSeq and is a predicted model, not a curated record. The coding region runs from base 1 to 1017 and encodes 338 amino acids.
AUGGAUUAUUUGUUGAGUUUGGAUUCGGUGGGGGAGUGGGGGUCGAGUAAACGUGAAGAGAGCAGCAGCAGCAGCAGCAGCAGUAACAGCGGGAGCAGCUGCAGCAGUAGCAGUAACAACAGCAGCAGCAGCAGCAGCCACAUAGCUUCUGCUUCCCCAUGCAGUCGGGUGUACAGGCUGCUGAUGCAGACAGUGCAGCCCGAAUGGCAUUCGCUGCCUGACCCCUCAUCUCCUGAAUGGUUGGAAGCAUUCAACAGCCGCGUCGCAGCAAGGGAGCCUCUCAGCUCUACUGCUACUGCUGGUGCUGCUGCUGAUACUGCAUCAGCAACUUCAUCAGCUUCCUGCGUCUCUGCCGCUGCAGAGGAAGCAUCAGCAGCAGCAGCCGCGCAAGCGCAUGCAGCAACGCCAGCACCAGGCACACCACCGCCAGCAGCAGCAGCAGCAGCAGCAGCAGCAGCAGCAGCAGAAGGGGGUCUUGCCUCCUCCAAGGAAGGAGCAGAUUCUGCAGCUGACGUUGAUUAUGUUUGUUCUCUCCUUGAUUGUUUUUGUCCCCGCGAGCAAUUUUUGCUGCUGAGCAAAAUUGCAAAUAGAGUGGACACCCCGUGGGUGGAGGCCUUACGCCGUCUGCGUGCAGUGGAGGAGUGCGAGGCAUCGCGGCCUUUGGAAUUAAAUGAAGUAAUUAAUUACUCCAAGAGGCUAGCAGGCUGCGUAGCGGCUCCUCCUGAGAGCAGCAAUGUGCAUGAUGGAGUGUCUCACAGCGCUGCAUUUCCUUGCUAUCAUUUCUUGCCCUAUCCUUCUGUAGAAGAGCUGCAGGCCUCUCGCUUAGCUGCUUUAGCAGCAAAACCUUAUGCAGAUAUUUGCUUCCCCCCUGAGGUGACAGCUAAAGUGGUGUACGUACACCGCGAGGCUGCCUACAGCUGCCUAGACACCCCACAGGGGCGUAGGCAGCAGCAACGCAGAGAAGAAGAAGAAGGCAGCAGUGACAGCAGCAGCGGCAGCAGCAGCGAUGGCGACUAA